This is a messenger RNA of Phoenix dactylifera (date palm), 2162 nucleotides long. Its product is annotated as chitin-inducible gibberellin-responsive protein 1-like. Lineage: Eukaryota; Viridiplantae; Streptophyta; Magnoliopsida; Arecales; Arecaceae. The record is from RefSeq and is a predicted model, not a curated record.
GAGGCGAUCGAACGUUCGCUGGCCGCGUGGCCGUGCCGUUACGGUGGCCGUUAAGUCGGGGCCCGUCAAGUACGCGGAAACGCUGGCCCGUGCGGCGCCCGUGAGUGACGCCGUCAGGUGUCCGGCCGCUCCCAGAGGUCCCUAUAAAGCCUCAGCCCGGAAAUUUUUGAGCUCUAAUUCUCGGAGAAGAAGAGCGUGGUCGGAGUUUGGAUCAAUUUUGAGGGCCUUGGAGAAAUCUCUUUAAUAACUGAUGCCCGUCCUUCUAGCAUGGACUCGCAUCAGCUUUUCAAAUAUGAAUUUCCUUCUCCAAUAACUCCAGCGUACACUGAAUGGGCGUUAGGUUCCAUUAAAUUUGGUACAGGCAACUCGCCUAAUUCUCCUCUUUCCAGCCAGUUCGAAUCUGUACAGAGCAACAGUCAGGAGCAGCAUAGCUCCACAGAGAGCAUCUCAGGGGUCAGCCCUUCCCAGUAUUCACCACUAGAAACCGGCAGCUCAUUCAGGCAAACCCAUAUUCAUCUUGCAGAGAGUGUCCAGGUACCAUCUAAUUCAUCUUAUGCAGUUUCUAGUCAAAGCAUGAGGCAUGCUUUACAAGAGAUUGAGACUGUUCUUAUGGCUCCUGACACUGAUGAGGCAACAACUAGUACCAAUCUGGAGUCUGAUGAAAACAAACUGCUUCAGCUCACAAAGCAGCGAUCAAGGACUUGGAGACAUGAGUCUUGCAUGGAACCUCCUGCUGUUGUCCAGCCCCAGUAUAUUUCUGGCAGAUAUCCAAAGCCAAACCAUGAAGUCCGUCCAGAGAAACGUCUGAGAGAGAUGAGGGAAUUUCCAGAGAGUGAUGUGAAACAGUUGCUUAUCAGCUGUGCUGAAGCGUUGUCCGAGAACAAGAUAAAUGAAUUUGAAAUGUUGGUCCAGGAAGCCCGUGAUUAUGUCUCCAUUACUGGAGGACCUAUCCAACGUCUGGGUGCUUACAUGCUAGAAGGCUUGGUGGCAAGGCAUGAGUCUUCUGGCACCAACAUCUACCGUACCCUGGGGUGCCGGGAGCCUGAAAGCAAGGAACUUCUUUCCUACAUGCGGAUCUUGUAUGAUAUCUGCCCUUACUUCAAAUUUGGUUACAUGGCAGCGAAUGGAGCAAUUGCUGAAGCACUGAGGCAUGAGGACAGGAUCCACAUUAUAGACUUUCAAAUUUCUCAAGGGACUCAGUGGAUCACUCUAAUACAGGCAUUAGCUGCUAGGCCUGCUGGUCCUCCACAUGUUCGGAUCACAGGGAUCGAUGAUCCAGUGUCAGCAUAUGCCCGAGGAGAUGGUUUGCAGCUUGUUGGGAAGAUGCUAUCUGAUAUGUCCAAGAACUUCAACAUCCCUUUGGAGUUCAAUGGCCUUCCUGUCUAUGGGCCGCAGGUCACAAGAGAGAUGCUAGACAUCCGACCAGGCGAAGCACUUGCCGUGAAUUUUACUCUUCAGCUCCACCACACCCCUGAUGAAAGCGUUGAUGUGAAUAACCCCAGGGAUGGGUUGCUCAGGAUGGUGAAGGGCUUGUCACCAAAAGUGACUACUUUGGUGGAGCAAGAGUCCAACACCAACACAACCCCAUUCUUGAUGAGAUUCUUGGAGACACUGGAUUACUACUCUGCAAUGUUUGAAUCAAUUGAUGUAACGCUGCCAAGGGAUAACAAAGAGAGGAUACAUGUGGAGCAGCACUGUCUGGCAAAGGACAUAGUGAAUAUCAUUGCAUGCGAAGGGAAGGAGAGGGUGGAGAGACAUGAGCUGCUUGGGAAGUGGAGAUCCAGGCUGACCAUGGCAGGAUUCAAGCCUUACCCACUUAGCUCUUAUGUGAAUUCUGUGAUAAAGACUUUGCUGGGAUAUUACAGUGAUAAGUAUACAUUGGUGGAGAAAGAUGGUGCGAUGUUGCUGGGUUGGAAGAAUAGGAACCUGAUCUCAGCCUCUGCGUGGUACUGAUUGUAGAACUUUACGCAGAGCACUUUAGGAAAACAGCUUAGCGAGUUAUGAAUGCCCUCAAUAAGUUUUGUAUGAUUCUCAUGUUGGUGCAGGUUCAUUCCUCUUGUCUUUGUAUGUAUGCAUAUGUGAGUGCUGCAUCUGAUGUAAUCUAUACAUUGGCCCGGGAUACAAUCUUUAUAGUAGGUCGAGGAGGUUAAUUUUUCUGUCCA